Messenger RNA from Paramecium octaurelia, 715 nucleotides. The record is from the annotation of a GenBank genome assembly. NCBI's taxonomy places the organism in Eukaryota, Ciliophora, Oligohymenophorea, Peniculida, Parameciidae.
AUGGGUUAAUGGUCUCAUUAAUGUUUAAAGCGAAGUGAGGCAUUAUAAUUUAUUAUUGAUGUAUUUAUAUAAAUUAGAGAUUAAAAUUGUUCUAGAGAAUUUUCAUAAUUAUUUGAGAUGAUUUUAAGAAUAAGAAAUAUUUAUAGGUUUUGUAGCAACAACAACACAAAUUAUCAUAAGAUAGUUGGCUCAUUGCCAGGAUAGAACAACAAAGACAUAAAGGAGAAUUUAGAAAAGUUUUCAAAAAUUUAUUAAAAAGUUGAUUUUAAGCAAUUACAGAGAGAAUAGAUAGAGGAAUAGCAAAAGAAAUUUAUGUUGCAGAAUUAAGAGGCAUAAUAAUUUGGUGAAUCGAUUAAAGUGGGUGAAAAGGUAAUCAAUGUUUAUAUGCGAGGGGGAAAUUGGAUAGAGCAACUAUUUGAAAUUGAUGGGUGUAUUUUUUUUGGGGAUGUUCAUAUAUUUGGGGAAGGAAACUUAUAAAUUCUUUACGAAUCCUAGAAAUGUAUUGCUAUAUGAUGAGAGCACUGGAAAAACAUAUUACACCACUAAGGAAGAAUUCGAGAAGAUUAAGGCUGAGUAAAAACGAAACAAGGAAUUCAAAGAGUUUAGGUUUAAGGUGUUGUCAAAGCAACAGGAUCAGAGGGAGUAAAAAGGAAGCACAGAUUCAAUAUUUUGAUAAUUAUAUAACACAAUUAAUUAUUCUUGUGGAAUCAUCCCC